Messenger RNA from Apus apus (common swift), 1474 nucleotides. Its product is annotated as 11-beta-hydroxysteroid dehydrogenase 1-like. Gene Ontology annotation, molecular function: 11-beta-hydroxysteroid dehydrogenase (NADP+) activity; steroid binding. The record is from RefSeq and is a predicted model, not a curated record. The transcript has 6 exons. Bases 138 to 1019 code for a protein of 293 amino acids. Gene Ontology annotation, biological process: steroid catabolic process. Gene Ontology annotation, cellular component: intracellular membrane-bounded organelle; endoplasmic reticulum membrane. Lineage: Eukaryota; Metazoa; Chordata; Aves; Apodiformes; Apodidae.
UACCAGCCAGCCUGAACAAGCCAAGAAUCAGUUCCAACCUGCAGGCACUCCCAGCCCCAUUUCCAGCUGACACGUCCACAGCCCCUUCACCAGAGCCACAGAGUUUCUCUCGCUCCUGCCUGUACUUCUGCAGAGGGAUGGGUCUGCUCCUGAAGAUUUGCACCCCCUUGCUGGGUCUGGCCUUGGCUGUUUAUUUUUAUUCAGCACCCGAGAAUUUCAGCGAAGAGAUGCUGCGGGGGAAGCGGGUGAUCGUGACGGGCGCCAGCAGCGGCAUCGGGGAGCAGAUGGCCUAUCACCUGGCGCGCAUGGAGACCCACCUGCUGCUCACCGCGCGCACCGAGGCCAAGCUGCAGAAAGUGGUGGAGCGCUGCUUGGAGCUGGGCGCUGCCUCUGCACGCUACGUGAGCGGCUCCAUGGAGGACACCACGUUCCCCGAGGUGGUGGUGAAGGAGGCUGAGAACACCUGGGGAGGCCUCGACAUGCUCAUCCUAAACCACAUCGGGUUCAGCUACUUCAACUACUUCAACGGGGAUGUUGGGCACGUACGAAAGCUCCUAGAAACCAACUUCCUCAGCUACGUGGCAAUGACCAUGUCUGCCCUGCCCAUGCUAAAGGAGAGUGAGGGCAGCAUCGUGGUGGUUUCAUCCAUAGCAGGUAAAGUUGGCUCUCCGUUUACUGCUCCCUAUUCUGCAACUAAGUUUGCCUUAGAUGGAUUUUUCAGCUCCUUGCGACAGGAAUUCAUCAUAGACAAGGUCAAUGUCUCCAUCACACUCUGCAUCCUGGGCUACAUCAACACAGAGAGCGCCGUGCGAGCCGUUUCCCACGUCAUCCAGGACAAGCCAGCGCCGAAGGAGGAAUGUGCGCUGGAGAUCAUCAAGAGCGGGACGCUGCGCCGGCGGGAGCUGCACUACCCAGCCCUGGUGGCCAGCAGCAUGGUCCUGCUGCGGGCCAUAGCCCCCGACUUCCUCGACUCCCUCGUCAGGAGCAGCUACAAGGUGGAAAACAUCAAAAGAGCGUAGCCCCCAGGGCAGCAGGCACCCAAGGACACCUUGGGCCAGGCACGAGGGAUGGGGCUGUCAGUCCAGCUGCUCAGGUGCCCGUGUCCUCGCCACCAGGACAGCCCUGUGCAACACGCCCUGGCAACCUGAGAUGGAUGCACCAAAAGCCUGGCACACACAGCAUGAAAAUGUCCUUUUAAAGUAAUGAACGGUUGCAAGUGGAUUUUUCCGAUCAAGAGGCGCUUCAGAGAAGCUCCUGGCAGCAAGACCUGCUCACCAGCAGUUUCCUGCUCACCCUCCAGACACUUUCCCCAGCAGCAGUGGUGGGAGCACCAUGGGCAGCAGGAACAAGGAUCUGGGACCAGCAGCACAAACCACCCAAAGCCACAAGAGGGUCUUUGUGCCAGGACAUUUUUUGCCAUGUAUCCCUACUAGAAUAGUCUUUGUAAAAAUAAAUCUUACGUUACUUUAAGAGA